Messenger RNA from Cucurbita maxima (winter squash), 886 nucleotides. RefSeq names its product probable NAD(P)H dehydrogenase (quinone) FQR1-like 3. Gene Ontology annotation, molecular function: NAD(P)H dehydrogenase (quinone) activity; FMN binding. Bases 139 to 750 code for a protein of 203 amino acids. The transcript is spliced from 5 exons. The record is from RefSeq and is a predicted model, not a curated record. Lineage: Eukaryota; Viridiplantae; Streptophyta; Magnoliopsida; Cucurbitales; Cucurbitaceae.
GCCGUUUUGUCUGUACGCUUUCCGUGGGCUUAUUAUUCUUCACUCAUCCAUUAUCGGCUUGAUGAAGCUCGUGCGCCUUCCAAGCUAAUCGCCUUUACAGUAAAGUCAGGAAGCUGAUUUGAAUUCAAGACACAAGCUAUGUCGACCACGAAAAUAUACGUAGUGUACUAUUCCUUACAUGGCCAUGUUGGAACCAUGGCGAGGAGAAUUCAACAGGGAGCUAAUUCAGUUCAAGGUGUAGAAGCCACUCUGUGGCAGGUGCCAGAGACAUUGUCCGAUGUGGUACUGAACAAGAUAAAAGCUCCUCCAAAAGAAGUUGAUGUGCAAGAGAUCAAGCCAGAACAAUUGCUGGAGGCAGAUGGGUUUCUCUUCGGAUUUCCAUCUCGAUUCGGUGUCAUGGCUGCUCAAUUCAAGGCAUUCUUUGAUGCAACAGGUGAGAUAUGGCAGUCCCAAGCACUUGCUGGUAAACCUGCUGGAAUUUUCUGGAGUACUGGUUUCCAUGGUGGAGGCCAGGAGCUUACAGCAUUGACCUCGAUAACGCAACUAGCACAUCAUGGGAUGAUAUUUGUGCCUCUCGGAUACACAUUUGGGAGUGGGAUGAUGGUGAUGAAUGAAGUGAAGGGUGGUUCUCCCUAUGGCGCAGGAACUUUUGCAGCCGAUGGAACUCGACAGCCCACAGAGCUCGAGCUCGACCAGGCCUUUUACCAAGGUAAGUAUGUUGCUGAAUUAACCAAGAAGCUAAAAAAUUAACCAUACUUCCUUUCAACAUGUAUAUCAUAUCUGGCUUGUUCAAUUAUAAACGUUAAACGUUAAUGGUAGUGUAAAGUUAUCAAAAUUAUAAUCAUGUAAAUGUAUGAUGACGUUUAUUCAACGAGGCAGGUUAAGG